AUGGGGUAUAAUGGUUUCGGUAUAGAUUUGAUGCAGCCAGCACCACCUAAAAAGCCAUUAUCGGAGAUGACGCCAGAAGAACAAGGUGAAUAUGGGGCAAAUAUGAUUGUGAAUUUUAUGAGUUCUUGUCCAGGUAAAUCGAUAAUUAGUGGGGUUACCGGUUUCGCUUUGGGUGGAGUUUUCGGUUUAUUUAUGGCCAGUAUGAACUAUGAUACGCCAAUUCAUGUUCCCGGUAUGCAAAAUCCAGUGAUGAAAAAUAUUAACGACUUACCAUUUAAGCAACAAAUGAAAUAUGCCUUUGUAGAUAUGGGUAAGAGAUCUUGGAGUAGUGCUAAAAAUUUUGGGUAUAUCGGUUUAAUUUAUGCCGGUGUAGAGUGUUGUGUAGAAAGUGUUCGUGCCAAGAAUGAUUUAAAUAACGGUUUAGCAGCUGGUUGUAUAACUGGUGGUGCAUUAGCAUAUAAAAGUGGUCCGCAAGCUGCUGCUCUAGGUUGUGCAGGUUUUGCUGCCUUUUCUGUUGCAAUCGAUAUGUAUAUGAGAAAUGAAAAUCGUACACCACCAAAAAAUGAUUUUGACGAGUAG
Messenger RNA from Saccharomycodes ludwigii, 579 nucleotides. RefSeq names its product translocation channel protein TIM22 (gene TIM22). The record is from RefSeq and is a predicted model, not a curated record. Gene Ontology annotation, molecular function: transmembrane protein transporter activity. Lineage: Eukaryota; Fungi; Ascomycota; Saccharomycetes; Saccharomycodales; Saccharomycodaceae. Gene Ontology annotation, biological process: protein insertion into mitochondrial inner membrane. The transcript has a single exon. Gene Ontology annotation, cellular component: TIM22 mitochondrial import inner membrane insertion complex. Bases 1 to 579 code for a protein of 192 amino acids.